Messenger RNA from Chlamydomonas reinhardtii, 1927 nucleotides. RefSeq lists its product as uncharacterized. Gene Ontology annotation, molecular function: RNA helicase activity; ATP binding; RNA binding. The transcript is spliced from 10 exons. Lineage: Eukaryota; Viridiplantae; Chlorophyta; Chlorophyceae; Chlamydomonadales; Chlamydomonadaceae. The coding region runs from base 167 to 1561 and encodes 464 amino acids. The record is from RefSeq and is a predicted model, not a curated record.
CAAUUCAGCCAACCAAAUCGGUGGCCUGGAUUAAAUGCAGCAUACAUUAAAUUGAUUUGGCUAAGCCCGCGGCUGGGGGGCGGGACCCCCGGGUCGAGGGAAGGCUGCAGUCGCGCGGCGAGGAGGGCCAUCGGCUGUGCAGCUGACCUAUUUCGCAGGUAUACUUAUGCGUAUAGCCCGGAGUUCAAGCAAGGGUCAGCGCGCCUGCCUCCCCCUUUUCCGAGGCCUGCUUAAGCGGCCUCUUCAGCUUUCAAAACAGCUCCUUAACCGUUUUCUUUUUCGCGGGCCUGAGGCCCUGUUCGAAGCACAACCAGCAAACAUGGCUGCCGCGCCGGUUGAGCGCACCGGUUUCGAUGACCGCGCCUUCGACACGAAGAUGCAGCAGUUCCUGGGCAACAACGAGGACAAGUUCUACACCGACUGGGAGGAGAGCUUUGAGAGCUUCGACCAGAUGAACCUGCACGAGAACCUGCUGCGCGGCAUUUACGCGUACGGUUUCGAGAAGCCCUCGGCCAUUCAGUCGAAGGGUAUCGUGCCGUUCACCAAGGGCCUGGACGUGAUUCAGCAGGCCCAGUCGGGCACGGGCAAGACCGCCACCUUCUGCGCCGGCAUCCUGAACAACAUCGAUUACAACUCGAACGAGUGCCAGGCGCUGGUGCUGGCUCCCACCCGUGAGCUGGCGCAGCAGAUUGAGAAGGUCAUGCGCGCCCUGGGCGACUUCCUGCAGGUUAAGUGCCACGCCUGCGUGGGUGGCACCAGCGUGCGUGAGGACGCCCGCAUCCUGGGCGCCGGCGUGCAGGUCGUGGUCGGUACCCCCGGCCGUGUCUUCGACAUGCUGCGCCGCCGCUACCUGCGCGCGGACUCCAUCAAGAUGUUCACCCUGGACGAGGCCGAUGAGAUGCUGUCUCGCGGUUUCAAGGACCAGAUCUACGACAUCUUCCAGCUGCUGCCCCCCAAGCUGCAGGUCGGUGUGUUCUCCGCCACCCUGCCCCCUGAGGCGCUGGAGAUUACCCGCAAGUUCAUGAACAAGCCCGUGCGCAUUCUGGUGAAGCGCGAUGAGCUGACCCUGGAGGGUAUCAAGCAGUUCUACGUGAACGUGGACAAGGAGGAGUGGAAGCUGGACACGCUGUGCGACCUGUACGAGACGCUGGCCAUCACCCAGUCCGUCAUCUUCGCCAACACCCGCCGCAAGGUGGACUGGCUGACGGACAAGAUGCGCGAGCGCGACCACACCGUGUCCGCCACCCACGGCGACAUGGACCAGAACACGCGCGAUGUGAUCAUGCGCGAGUUCCGCUCCGGCUCGUCGCGUGUGCUGAUCACCACCGACCUGCUGGCCCGCGGCAUUGACGUGCAGCAGGUGUCGCUGGUCAUCAACUACGACCUGCCCACCCAGCCCGAGAACUACCUGCACCGCAUUGGUCGCUCGGGCCGCUUCGGACGCAAGGGUGUUGCCAUCAACUUCGUGACCAAGGACGACGAGCGCAUGCUCCAGGACAUCCAGCGGUUCUACAACACCGUGAUUGAGGAGCUGCCCUCGAACGUCGCUGACCUCAUCUAAGCGCUCUACUACCACCAAAUGUGCGCUAGCCCCUGGGUCCAGCCGAUCCCAAGCACGGGGCGAAGCCUGCAGGAUGUGAAGGGCACGGGGCAGGGCGCGCCGCCACGCAGCCGCCCCGUGACCCGACAACGUGCUGUACGUGCUGCGCUGCGAGUCCUUUUGAACACGGGCCGUCGUUGCGGGUGGUAAACGUGAACCUGUGUUGAGGCGGGUCGGCGCAGCUUCGGUUGCAGCCAUUUGAGAGAGAAGGAAGUUUGCCGGUUUGCAAACGGCAGGAGUUUUGUCGCGACCGCCAUAUGUUUGACGCCUUUUGAGAGUGCCACACCGCUGCCCAACCUAUUCGUAUGACUGUAAGGACGCAAGUCU